CCUCUGUCCUUUGCCACAAACAUGAGGUUCAAAUUCCCUCUCAUGGCCAUUGGCCUGGAGGUUGCCAUGAUUGUUUUAUUUGGAUUAUUUGUUCAGUAUGAAACGGAUCAGAAUAUUCGCCAGCCGCUUCGCAGCUCCAAUUCAACAGAUGUGGACAGAUUCCCUGAGUUAUACCCUCUGUUCCAAGAUGUGCAUGUUAUGAUAUUUGUUGGGUUUGGCUUCCUCAUGACUUUCCUGAAGAAAUAUGGCUUCAGCAGUGUGGGCAUCAACCUACUGAUUGCUGCUCUGGGCCUCCAAUGGGGCACUCUGAUGCAGGGGAUCCUGCACAGCCAUGGACAUAAAAUCCACAUUGGAAUAAAAAACAUGAUAAAUGCAGAUUUCAGUACAGCCACAGUUCUGAUUUCUUUUGGAGCUGUCCUGGGGAAAAUAAGUCCACUCCAAAUGCUGAUCAUGACAAUCAUAGAAAUAGCUGUCUUUGCUGGUAAUGAACAUCUGGUUGCUGAGAUAUUUAAGGCCACUGAUAUUGGAGCAUCGAUGACGAUUCAUGCCUUUGGGGCCUACUUUGGCUUGGCUGUAGCAGGUGUCUUAUAUCGACCAGGCCUGAGACGGGGACAUGACAAUGAGGAGUCUGUGUACCACUCGGACUUGUUUGCAAUGAUUGGGACGCUUUUCUUAUGGAUAUUUUGGCCCAGCUUUAAUUCAGCCAUCGCUGAAGCUGGAGACAAAGAAUACAGGGCCGUGGUAAACACGUACUUCUCUCUUGCUGCAUGCGUGCUCACAGCCUAUGCAUUCUCCAGCCUAGUUGAGCACCGAGGCAAACUCGAUAUGGUACACAUUCAGAAUGCAACCCUGGCUGGAGGCGUUGCUGUGGGCACUUGUGCGGACAUGGCAAUCCACCCAUACGUUUCUAUGAUCAUUGGGAGCAUCGCAGGAAUGGUCUCCGUACUUGGAUUUAAGUUUCUGACUGUCUACACCAGCCAUGCAAGCAGCUGCUCUGGGUUCUUCCAUUGGAACAGCCCUUGUUGGAGGGCUGAUCACAGGUUUAAUUUUAAAGUUACCUAUCUGGGGACAGCCAUCUGACCAGAACUGCUAUGAUGAUUCUGUCUUUUGGGAGGUCCCUAGGUGGAGAGAACAUGACCAUCAUUUCCAUGAACAUCAUGGCCACAACCAUUUGGAACCUGAACUCUAAGUUUCAUUCCUCUGCCUCAGCUUCCUUUCCCUUCAUCUAGAAUCAAGUUUAAAUAGACAAAAAGCAUCCAACGAAAA
Messenger RNA from Myotis lucifugus (little brown bat), 1266 nucleotides. It is a transcript of the gene RHAG, whose product is annotated as Rh associated glycoprotein. Lineage: Eukaryota; Metazoa; Chordata; Mammalia; Chiroptera; Vespertilionidae. The transcript is spliced from 9 exons. The record is from RefSeq and is a predicted model, not a curated record. Gene Ontology annotation, cellular component: plasma membrane. Gene Ontology annotation, molecular function: ammonium channel activity. Gene Ontology annotation, biological process: ammonium homeostasis; ammonium transmembrane transport. The coding region runs from base 22 to 1080 and encodes 352 amino acids.